AUGGCGAAGAGCUUGUGUAUUGUUACUCUUUUGAUGAUCUGUCUACUGAUCUCCACAGGGAUACCGAAAGGAAAAGCUCAAUGCCCAGGAGAAACAAUCAGAAUACUAAUCAGAGGGACCUGCGCACUACAGCCUUCAAGGGCUGUUUGCAACACUAAUUGCGUUCUUAUGGGAUAUAUCCGCGGCAUGUGUGAAGCUCAGGACACAAGAGACGUUUGUAAUUGUUACACUUGCCCAGCUUAAACUUACGGCUUGUGAAAAUAUGUUGUAGUAGUUGAACUUUCAUUGAUCUUUGUCACUUAAUUUGUGUUUGAAUUUGUCUAUGUGCAUGUGUGUUUUAUUUAAUGUUUUUGUUGUAUGGUUUGGAACAAUCAGUUAAAUAAAUAGCCAUUGGUUUGGCUUGUUUCAUAAUAAAACUCGACUAUUAAUUUGGU
Molecule: messenger RNA, 434 nt
Organism: Eruca vesicaria subsp. sativa (arugula)
Lineage: Eukaryota; Viridiplantae; Streptophyta; Magnoliopsida; Brassicales; Brassicaceae
Source: the annotation of a GenBank genome assembly